UGGCGAGCCACUGCCGGAAGUGGCUGAAGGCAAAUCGGCAUUCGCCGAACCCGGUAGAGAUUACGGUGCCUGUGCUAGUUGCUGGUUUAGGCUUGAAAGAUGCCUGGUCUGGCGGCUGCAAGCCCUGCCCCGUCUGAGUCACAGGAGAAGAAGCCGCUGAAGCCCUGCUGCGCCUGUCCGGAGACCAAGAAGGCGCGCGAUGCUUGCAUCAUUGAGAAAGGGGAAGAGCACUGUGGACACCUAAUUGAGGCCCACAAAGAAUGCAUGAGAGCCCUGGGAUUUAAGAUAUGAAAUGGUGGUUUACUCUGUGAAUGAAUAAUUCCUGAAGAAUGAAGAAGACUCAGUAAUUUUGGGAAUUCUUUGUGGAACUUUGACAAAUGGAAAAAGUAUUUAUAAUUUAUUUUUGAAAAAAGAAUAUAUCUCUGGUCAGAAAUCA
Messenger RNA from Hyaena hyaena (striped hyena), 436 nucleotides. Its product is annotated as cytochrome c oxidase copper chaperone. Gene Ontology annotation, biological process: mitochondrial respiratory chain complex IV assembly. Lineage: Eukaryota; Metazoa; Chordata; Mammalia; Carnivora; Hyaenidae. Gene Ontology annotation, molecular function: copper chaperone activity; copper ion binding. The transcript is spliced from 3 exons. The record is from RefSeq and is a predicted model, not a curated record. Gene Ontology annotation, cellular component: mitochondrial intermembrane space. Bases 100 to 291 code for a protein of 63 amino acids.